AUGGCGACUGUUUCGGAUGUUUCAAAAGUCAUCUCAAACAUUUUAGUUCCACUUUCUUUUUCAAUUAAACCCAAACAAUUAGAAGCUGUGGUAAAUAUUUUAAAUGGAGUCGAUACCUUGUGUAUUUUUCCAACGUGUUAUGGUAAAAGUUUAAUCUACCAACUUUUACCAAGUGUGUGUUUGGAGUUAAAUAUAGCACCUUCACCACUUGUUUUAGUCGUUUCUCCUCUUAUUUCUUUAAUCCAAGAUCAAGUUUCAUCUGCAAAUUCGUUAAGUGCGUUAGGAUUAAAGGCUUCCAAACUAGAUUGCGAUGAUUAUGGGGAUAUUAUAUCUGGCAAUUUCAAUAUUUUGAUUGGCACACCUGAAUCUUGGCUUAAUAAUGCCAGGUGGAGACAGUUUCUCUCAUCUAAAUUUGUACUGGACAAUGCUGUUUGCCUUGUUGUGGAUGAAGUACACAAAGUGUCAUGGUAUGGUGUUUUUAUUAUUGGUGCCCCAAAGCUGCAAAGAAAGCAUUUUCAGAAUGGUGCCUCACCAAUGAGCAAUGAGGACAAGCCAUUCAGAGAAGCAUUUGGUAGAAUCAGUGAAAUGCGGUCUAUCUGUCGUCAAGAUUUACCUAUUCUUGCCCUCAGUGCCACUGUGGAUGUUGAUUUGACCCAGCUUGUUAUCGGAAGUUGCGGAUUAUCAAAAAAACUGAGAGUAAUAUCAGUAUGUAGUGACAGACAAAAUAUACGAUUGUGUGUUUUAAAUAUUUCCAGUAGGGAAAAUGUCCAAUGUCUGAAGUGGAUUGUUGACACUUUUUUAUCAGAGGUUUCUGAUACACAUAAAGUAAUAAUUUACUGUCGAUCAGUGACUUUGUGUGGUUUUGUUUACUACCACGUUCGUAAGAUGAUUGAACGAGAAACUUUGGGAAAUAGUAUGAAAUCUACCGACUUAAUUGCCUUAUUUCACUCUGGAACAUUGGAAGCCCAAAAAUCGAAUGUUUUAUCAGCCCUGACAUCAGACACAGGUACUAUUCGGUUGGUAGUUGCAACAAGUUCACUUGGUUGUGGUGUUAACAUGAAGAACGUUAAAUUUGUUGUUCAUUAUGGUCCAGCAUAUGACACCGCUGAUUAUUGCCAACAGGUUGGCCGAGCAGGACGGAACAUUGAAGGACUUUGCCAUGCAAUACUAUAUGUCUUUCCACAGGGCAGAGGAAAUGUAAAUAAUUCUAUGGUAUCCUACAUUCAGAGCCAUGAAAAGAGUUGCUUGAGGACAUCACUGUACACUCCAUUCAAUGAAGACGGAAACAGUGUAAUGCCUUUGUCACCUGGCCAUAACUGUUGUUCAUUUUGUGCAAGGAAAUGUGAGUGUGAUGAAUGUCCGUUGUUUCCCUUUGAAAUUGUAACAGAAGAAAAAGAAUCCAAAUUAUUUGGUAAAAAGAUUAUACGUGAAGUUUCAGAAGAUGAUAAACAACUUGUCAAAGAUAUGCUAGUUGAGUACCAUGAAACUAUAUGUUCCAAACCAAUGUUACUAGUGCCUGGAGAAGUGAUGACUGGGUUAUCAAAGAGUUGUGUAAAUGAAAUUGUUUUGCAUUUACCAUACAUAAAUUCAAUGGAAUAUAUACAAAAUAAUCUCAAUCUGGGUACAGAUACUUCCAAGGAACUUAUGCUAAUACUCAAUGAUGUGUUUCACGAUAUUGAAGUUCCAGAUGUUCACAAAGAAUGUGACGAUAGCAUGGAAAUCGUUGAUAAAACGAAUCUAGAGUGUCCUGAAUUUUCAGAUUUCUCUGAACAUGAGUCAAAUGACAGUGAACUUGACUAUUGA
This is a messenger RNA of Hydractinia symbiolongicarpus, 1803 nucleotides long. Its product is annotated as ATP-dependent DNA helicase RecQ-like. Gene Ontology annotation, cellular component: chromosome; nucleus; nucleoplasm. The coding region runs from base 1 to 1803 and encodes 600 amino acids. The transcript is spliced from 2 exons. Lineage: Eukaryota; Metazoa; Cnidaria; Hydrozoa; Anthoathecata; Hydractiniidae. Gene Ontology annotation, molecular function: 3'-5' DNA helicase activity; ATP binding; nucleic acid binding. Gene Ontology annotation, biological process: double-strand break repair via homologous recombination; telomere maintenance. The record is from RefSeq and is a predicted model, not a curated record.